This is a messenger RNA of Penicillium macrosclerotiorum, 945 nucleotides long. RefSeq names its product class I SAM-dependent methyltransferase. The coding region runs from base 1 to 945 and encodes 314 amino acids. Gene Ontology annotation, molecular function: methyltransferase activity. The record is from RefSeq and is a predicted model, not a curated record. The transcript has 2 exons. Gene Ontology annotation, biological process: ubiquinone biosynthetic process. NCBI's taxonomy places the organism in Eukaryota, Fungi, Ascomycota, Eurotiomycetes, Eurotiales, Aspergillaceae.
AUGUCGACCCGUCCUGCCUGGCGAGCUCUGCACUACAGUGCUAAGCGCCGCGCUGUUCAGCCCCCUACUCCCUACCGCUGCUUCUCCUGCACCCGCCAGGCCCAGGACCAGACCAAACCUGGCAAUGAACGCAUGACACACUUCGGAUUCACCAAUGUGCCCGAGUCGGAGAAAGAGUCGCGAGUCGGCGCCGUCUUCAGCUCCGUCGCUUCCUCGUACGACACCAUGAACGAUCUCAUGUCCCUGGGCAUUCAUCGCCUCUGGAAAGAUCACUUCGUUCGCUCUCUGAACCCUGGCACGCCCAUGGCCUCCCGCCCCGCCGACGCCAAAGACCAAGGCUGGAACAUCCUCGAUAUCGCCGGCGGGACCGGCGACAUCGCCUUCCGCAUGCUCGACCAUGCCACCAACAUCAACCACGACAUGCAAACCCGCGUCACCAUCAGCGACAUCAACGCCGACAUGCUGGCCGAGGGCCGUAAGCGCUCAGUCACCACCCCCUACUACAACACCAACCGGCUCGCCUUCGUCGAGGCCAAUGCCGAGCAUAUGCCGCACAUCCCCGACGCCUCGAUUGACUUGUACACCGUCGUCUUCGGCAUCCGCAACUUCACCGACAAGCAGGCUGCGCUGAACGAGGCCUUCCGCGUGCUCAAGCCCGGCGGCGUCUUCGCCUGCAUGGAGUUCAGCAAGGUCGACAACCCGGUCUUCGAUGCCGUCUACAAGCGCUGGAACUUCAGCGCCAUCCCGCUCAUCGGCCAAUUGGUCGCCGGCGACCGCGACAGCUACCAGUACCUCGUUGAGAGCAUCGAGCGCUUCCCCAGCCAGGAGGAGUUCCGCGGCAUGAUCCAGAAGGCUGGGUUUAUGAUCCCCGGGCGUGGCUUUGAGAACUUGACGGGCGGCAUUGCUGCUAUUCACAAGGGUAUCAAGCCGAUUGUGAAGGCGUAG